Molecule: messenger RNA, 387 nt
Organism: Cadophora gregata
Lineage: Eukaryota; Fungi; Ascomycota; Leotiomycetes; Helotiales; Ploettnerulaceae
Exons: 1
Coding region: 1-387 (128 amino acids)
Source: RefSeq, a predicted model, not a curated record
AUGGCCCUCAAAUCCUACACUGCAGGCGAGUGGAUCGCCCUAUUCACCCUCCACUCAACAAUGAAUCCGGACUUCCCUCAGCCAGGUGCGGCAAAGGUUUUAACCACAUCUCAAGCUCUUCUAGAGUGGAUUCGAGAAGGUUUUCCGUGGACUGGUGAACUAUCUCGGCAACCUACAGACGAAGCUCUCGGCGAAAUGGUAGAAUGUUGGCGGAUAUGUGGAUUUUUGAGACAGGAGACAGAUUCGGCCAGAAUGUUUGGAGAGCUCAAACAGCGAAGAGAACAAUCGAGAAGAGGCAGUGCUGUUGGAUGGUUUCCAGAUGCUGAUAAGUUCAGUCACUGGAUAUUUGUUUACGGGGCAAGGAAAAAUAUAUAUGGGAUUACUUAG